Molecule: messenger RNA, 2454 nt
Organism: Boleophthalmus pectinirostris (great blue-spotted mudskipper)
Lineage: Eukaryota; Metazoa; Chordata; Actinopteri; Gobiiformes; Gobiidae
Product: tensin-4
Exons: 14
Coding region: 295-2010 (571 amino acids)
Molecular function (GO): protein binding
Source: RefSeq, a predicted model, not a curated record
AGCCUGCCCUGGAGACACAAAUUAUAAAAAUGUAUCACAGAAGACUGAGAAGAGCAAAUGGCCUGGAGACAAACUCCAGUGAUGAUGACAUCACUACACACAGUCAUUGGGUUACAUUGGAUUAGCGUCUUCCGGCUCUGCUCAUAGGCUCAAAGAAAAGGGGCAGGGAGCAACUAAUAAAAGCAUGUGCCACAUGAAAUCGGGAAAGCAAGUCUGUUUAAGAGGAGGGAAGCAGAACUGUCUUCAUUGUGAACCACAAUAAACAAGUCUCCAGGGCGGUAUAACUGUCCUAACAUGAUGCCUACAGCUAAAGGCUUGUCACAUAUGAUACCUGCUCAUGUUCUGAGGGUGGGGCAAACCAUUCAAGUGGAUUCUACAGCUCCAGAGGCCAAGACCAAUCACCACCUCCCCAACACUACAGCUUUGAGUGUCAAUCAAAUCGACGAUGAGCUUGAGAAUUCCCUGGAGAACCUCAACCAGCUAAUCCUUGAACUUGAUCCAACUUUUGAACUGCACCAGGUGCCAAAAAGUCCAACCUCAGAUGAAGAUGAAUCCAGUCCUGUGCUGAUCCCAAGAGGCUGCCCUGCUAACAGGUCACCUAGUUCAGUCAUCACUGUCUCUCCCAGUAUUGCCAUCCCGUCUCCGUGUGGCCUGAGCUGCAGUCCCCAGGGGGCACUGGUGUUCUCGGGCUCACCCUCUUCCUCCUCCCUCCCUCCACUCCCUUGCGGUAGUGUGGUGCGCAGGAGCCCCAUCCCAAGACAGGAUGGAGGGGCAACUCAGAGCUCCUGUUGCCUCUCGCAGCCAAACCGACACAGUGCACUCUCUCUCCUCUCCACGUCCUCAUGCUCUGAUACCAGCUACAUCCUGGGCAGCAACUUGUCUCUGACCAGUGAAGAUGCUGAUUCUUCAGAGUUCAGUAUCACUCCAACUGGGUCUUAUGUUGGUCGCUUUUCAGAAAUGCCUCUAUCACCAAAAAACAAACAUUUAGCAGGACUCCAUCACAAACAAACCCACAGCAGCCCUGCAUCCCUCUCUGGCUCCUUCACUGAUAUCCCUGUACUUUUGAUCAAUGGAGCACCCCAGCCCGAAAUACAGUCAUGCCCUCCAUCUCCAGGACUGCAAAUGAACUUGUCCCCUACGAAACCACCCUCACCUCACAGUCCUCUUUUCUUUGGAAGCCAACCAACAAUGAAGUUUGUAAUGGACACAUCAAAGUUAUGGUUUCGUCCACAUAUCAGCAGAGCAGAAGCUGAAGCCCUGGUCAGAGACAAGGAGCCAGGAACAUUUGUGAUCCGAGACAGCACAUCCUUCAAGGGAAAUUUUGGGCUCGCCAUGAAGGUGGAUCAGUCUCCAACCACGUUUGCUGCAUCUGCUAACCCAGGAGAUAAUAGUUCAGAUUUGGUCAGACACUUCCUCAUUGAAUCAUCAGCCAAAGGUGUUCGAAUCAAAGGCUCUUCCCAGGAACCGUACUUUGGAAGUCUACCAGCCUUGGUUUACCAGCACACAAUUUCAGCCUAUGCCCUACCAUGCAGACUACAGCUCUCCUCUCAAGUGCUGGGUGCAACAGAGAAUACCAAGACAUCAGGAGAAGGCAAGAAGAAAUCAGCAGCCUCCAACUUUGUCUAUCUGAACUCUAUCCCCACUGAGAUGCUGACUGGUCCCUGUGCGAUCCAAAAGGCAGUGACAGUGACUUUUGAGAAGGCCCCUGGCUCCUUCACCCCUGCCAUAGUGAAUUUAAAGGUUUCUCCGAAGGGCGUAACUCUCACAGACAUCAACAGGAAGCUUUUCUUCAGGCGCCAUUAUCCCAUCCACCUCCUCAGCUACAUCGGAGAAGAUCCAAACAGUAGACGGUGGAUGAGAGGCUCAGAUUUUGGUGCAAAGAUGUUUGGUUUUGUGGCCAAAGGUGUUGAAGCUGGAAUGGAAAAUGUCUGCCAUGUUUUUGCAGAGUAUGACCCUCUGCAGCCCUGUGACAAGAUUGUUCAGUUUAUUCAAGAUGUACUAACUAACUAAUAACAGUAACUAAAACAUAAAUAAUCUGUACCAUUUUUAACAUUUCAUUUUGUAAUUUUGUAUUGACUGUUUUUGCCAUUACAUACAAAUAGAUUUUCUUAACAGUAGGACAAAAUAUCUAGACAAUUGAACAUUGUCAGUUUACAAUAGCACUUAGGCUUAGAGAAUGCAUAACUGUUAAAAGUUUAGAUUAUAAUGGUGUAUUUUUAUUUUUGUAAAUUAUGGUAGUAAAGAAAGGAAAGAUGUGCAAUGUAUUUUCUAUCUUUUUAUUCUAAAUGCGUCACUUUUUAUGAAUGCUUGACAGCCUAUCAUAUCAAAGUAAUGAUUGUAGAUACUUGAGAUUUAGCUUAUAUUGUAUAUUUAUGAUUUACCACUGUGUGCAAUUUCUUUGUAUAGUAAUACAUUUUGUAAUAUAAAAAAAUAAACUGAUGAAACCCAUACCAA